AUGCUUAAAUUUGAACUGUUCAUCCUCCUUCACAUGGAAAAGGUGAAAAGCCGUCACUUCUGCAAGUACGUUCUCACUGAACACUUCAAUACGCUGGUAUUCGAUCGCGGUACCGCCACUGAUUUCAACUACAUUGCACAUCACGGCUUUGCCCGGGACGAAACUUUAAAGUUCAUUCGUAAAGCUUGCAAAGACGGAAAACUCUCACUGGCUUGUGGCUUGAGUGCUGGCAUGCGUGGUGGCUUCGUUCAUCGUUCGCGUGAACCCCGUUACGACGUGUACAUUCUCGACUUUGGACUAGCUCAUCAGUACCGAGAAGCUGACGGCACACACAAACCCCCACGACAAAAACCAUCGAAAUACAUAGGGAAAGCAAGAUACGCUCCAAGGAAUGCCUACCUGAAUCGGGAACUGAGCCGAAUGGACGACUUGGAGAUGUGGUUGUAUGUGAUCGUAGAACUCGUCAAAGGAGCCGUUCCAUGGGUUCAUCAGAGAAAUCCCAAGGACAUUUUCGACUACCAGAAAUCGGUUAGAACAGGGCUAGGACUACGCGAAUUUUUAGGCGGAUUACCCGUGGAAUUCGUAGACAUUAUGAAGGAAGUGGAUAAGCUUUCGUACGCUGAUGAGCCAAAUUACAAUGAAAUCUACGGCCUCAUCGGUAACGCCAUAUUGAUGAGUGGUGAAAAGGAAUUCCCGUACGACUGGGAAGAAGGCGAAAUAGAAGCCGAGAAAGCUGGUGAAGGGCCCACGGCACCUUUGAAGAAGGAAGAAACACAAGUGCAGACUGCAGCAAAAUAG
Messenger RNA from Ostertagia ostertagi, 798 nucleotides. Lineage: Eukaryota; Metazoa; Nematoda; Chromadorea; Rhabditida; Trichostrongylidae. The record is from the annotation of a GenBank genome assembly.